CUUUCAACCUAAGCAGAUUAGUGGAGCCGCAUGAAGGACGCCGCCAGUUCGUUGCGCUUUCCGACGAAGAAGAUUUUGGACUCCAAAAUAGGACACUAAACCGCCUUUCAGCCACACGCGCUUCUUUACCCAGCCCACACCGGGCGGUGCGGGUGCAGCAGCCUCUAGCCUGGCGCUCCCGCAGGAAGACAGGCAGGAAGCAGCUGGGGGAGGAAAAAACAGAAGCCGUCGCCGCUGCAAAAAUGGGAGAGCCUGAGGAAUCUUAAAGGAAGCGCUUUUUUUUUCUACGACUAGGGCCCAGCUUUGCCUUGGUUUCCAUGACAGUUAUUAGGUAACAGAGAAAUUGAAUUGUCUCCCACAAUGCUCUGGAGAAAGAAGGGGGUGGGAGGAGAGGUUCCUUCCGUGACAAAGCAGUGGAGUUCUGACUUGCGGUAACUCGCCUCAGUGAGCAUUUCAAACUCCGUGGAUUAUUCUUUCUUCCUUUCUGUUCUUUUUUUUUUUUUUUUUUUGGCCGCUCUUCUUCGCUUAGGUUUGGGGCAGGGUAAGAAUUAAAAAAAAAAUUCCCGGGGAAAGAAGAUAUUCCCCUCCCCCCCUCGUGUCUCAGCUGCUAUUACACGCCACACAUACAUACAGACCCGCGCGCGCACACACACGCACACUUUUUUUAAAAAAAAAAUCUAACAACGCAAGGAUAUGCACAGUUAUCCAGGUGGGCUACUCGGAAGGAGCGAAGCUCGAAGGCGUCCAAUCAGGCUUUGGCAACCUGCAGCCCUGUCAAAAUGCCUCUCCAACAGAUCUCUGUAGUCCCAGCGCGGGAGACUGCCAGCAAUGGGAGAAGUUCAAUGGGCAGAAACAAAGAGAAGAACAAGGAAGUCGAGAAUGAUAAAUCUCCAGGUCGCUCAACAAGUCGAUCAAGUAACAUUUCAAAGGCAAGCAGCCCUACCACAGGGACAGCUCCCAGGAGCCAGUCACGGUUAUCGGUCUGCCCUUCUACUCAGGACAUCUGUAGAUCGCCAACCUUGCUUGAUAUUUCAGAAGAUAAGUUUGAAAUCUCAACCUCAGCCACAGUAGUGACUUCUGCUCAUAAGGAGUCUGGUAAGAAACAAUUGAAACGAAGGGUUAGGCGGCGAAAGGAGGCUGAAGAGACCAGAAAACAUGCAGAAAAGCAAAGGGAAGAGAAGGACAGCUAUGUGCACACCAAAAUUACAAAUACUGGGUGGAACCAUCUGCACAAUGCGUCGUCCGAUUCAUCAACUUCAGAUGAGACUGUCUGGGCCCUGGUUAGAAAGAGAGAGAGAGCCAGAAUGCCCAAAAGAAUGAGAAAAAGGACUAGCUCAAACACUCAACAAAGUGGGUCUUCCAAUAAGAACACCACUGAAGCUGUUGCUAUGCGGACAAAUGGAGAAGAAAAGCAAGAAGCAGCUGAGACUGAAGACCAUAUUUUAAAUUGCCAGCGGGGCAAACUUUCAGAAUGGAAAGAAACCUGCCAUUACCUGUCAUCGGUGUCUGCUGUGGAGGCAAGGAAGUCCUUGGGACAGUUUGGGAAAAGCAAGUGGAAAGACAAUCACAAGGAUCCUGAAGCUUCAGUUCACAUUAGGCAAGACAGAACGAGCAAAGAGGAAAGUGUUUCAGAGAGAGUCUCAGGCAGUGAUACUUCAUCAGUUCUAGGAAAUGGAGUACCUGCUGGGACAGGACCUGCUGCGACCAGUCCAGUUCAGAAACCUCCUGUGUUGUGUGAUGACUUGUCUGAUGAUUUCUCAGUGUGCAGGAUCUGUCACUGUGAGGGAGAUGAUGAAAAUCCCCUCAUCACACCAUGUCGCUGCACAGGAACCCUUCGUUUUGUUCAUCAAGCCUGUCUGCAUCAAUGGAUUAAGAGCUCAGACACACGAUGCUGUGAACUCUGCAAGUAUGACUUUAUAAUGGAGACCAAGCUCAAACCUCUUCAAAAGUGGGAAAAACUACAGAUGACAACAAGUGAGAGAAGGAAGAUAGUCUGCUCAGUCUCAUUCCACAUUAUUGCUAUUACCUGUGUAGUUUGGUCAUUGUAUGUUUUAAUAGAUCGGACUGCUGAGGAAAUAAAGCAAGGCAAUGACAAUGGUGUUCUGGAGUGGCCAUUUUGGACAAAACUGGUUGUGGUGGCUAUUGGAUUCACUGGAGGCCUCGUCUUCAUGUAUGUACAGUGUAAAGUGUAUAUACAGCUGUGGCGAAGGCUGAAGGCUUACAACCGAGUGAUAUUUGUUCAAAACUGUCCAGACACUGCCAAAAAAAUAGAGGAGAAAAAUUCUUCCUUUGUUCAAAAUACUGAAAUCAAAGAUGCUGUGGUGGUGCCAGUAACACAGACAGCUACAAACUCUCAGCAAUCCGGAGAGGAAACGGCUUCUGAUGUCAUGCCAGUUUGAUGGAAGCAUUGAAGAACAAGGCAACAUGCUUUCUUCUACUUAGCCACAGGAAAGGGCAAAACCGCUAAAUAUUUUUUAAUGAAGAGCAAGCAGAAAAAUAACGAGGAAAAUUGGUCAGAAGAAAUUACCUCUGGAAUGCAGUUGUGAAGUAAUUUUAUACCUUUCUGGCUAGGCACAGUGAAAAUGGAAAUGAAGAAAUUAUAGCAGAGACCCAGUAUGACAAUGGCCAAAAAGAACUGCACAUGGACAUAUUACAGGUGUUCUGUUUACAAGGAAGAAAACCCUUAUGUAUUUGCUACUAUGGUCUUUUGCUAAUUAUCAUACUCUUGAAUAUACACUUUAAAGCAAUUUUUAAAAAAAUUAUGAUUAAAUCUUUAAGAUCGUGUAAGAGACAUGCAUCAUAGCACAAAUUAUCUAAAUCUCCUAAUGUAAUAAUUUAAUUCUGAGGUGGUUUACUCAUAGCAUAUAUGGUUUGGAAGAAGUAUAAAAUAAAAACAUUCCUAAAAUAACAACUUUAAGCAUAGAUUUAAAAAUGGAGGAUUUGCAAAUCAGUAUCUUUGAACACAUUUUCCUUGGUCCCCUGUAUGCAGAUGUUUUGUCUCAAGGCUUCUUUGCAGGUUGCUGUAUUCCUCUGGAAUUGCAGCUAGGCUACAGGUUAAAGUACUAAAAUAGUGGGGGGGGGGGGGGACCUACCUCUAGCAUUAUUAUUUUAAAAGAUAAUGGGUUCUACAAUCAGAAGCAGUUAUAGACCAGACGAGUACUUUAGUUCACUGCAAAAGAUUGUAAAGCUGUUUCAGUACUUAUUUAUUAGUGUGUGAAAUAUGCAAAGGGUGGGAGGACUAAAGUAUGUUCUUUUGUUUCAAGAGAUCGGGAUAGAACAGAAACUGAGAAGUCUUGAAAGAGUUGAUGUAAGCAGCAUUACCAUGAUGCCAGUAUUUCUCUUGUCAGUUAAGAGGAUGUUGGAUACACAUGGUGUCUUCUGUACAGGGGGUAAUUGAGCCAUCAAGGGUUCAGUAGUUCAGUUGAUACUAUUGUGUUUUCAGUAUUUUUAUGUAAAACUGAAGUGUGACUAAUUUUUAAAAUGCAGCAGAUACCACUAUAAUGAUGUGCCCAGCAAGAAGAAUUUAUGCAAAAAAGUAUUGACAUCCCCUUUCAGAAAUAUGUACUUGAAAAUGUCUAAAUCAAAUAUCUUAAAAGGGAAAAAGUCGUAUAUAACACUGUUAAUGCUUGUUGAAUGUAUUGUGAGUUGUGCCUAAGUAAUGUAAUACAAGGGCAGUGUUACUAGUAAUGGAGAGAUUUAUGCUGGCAGUGGAUUAAAUGGAGUUGUUUCAAAGGACUAUAUUUCUUGCUGAAAAAUUUGAACCCACAGUAAGUUCUUGAUCCUGAAAAUGUGUGAUGGAUCUACUGACAGCUAGCAAAAGGCAAAAAGUAAGUGGGCUUUUCUCUGCAUAUUUCUGUGGAUGGGGACACUCAUUGUCAUCUCAGAAUCCUGUCUCAGGUUAAAAAUAUACUAACUAUAAGUUUAUUAAGGAAGACUUAACAAGAACUUUAUAAGUGUUGGAGAUCAUCAUUUAGUAGAAGUAAUAUAAUUGACCAGUCAUGACCAGAUAGAAAUGAUGAUUUUAACAAAAUGGUUAAUUGAAUUACCACAAGCGUAAACUAUUUGUGGAGUUCAGAACAAAAAGAAUUUAACAAAGUCAGGACAGAUCAAACAGAAGUAGGAUCAAACAGUUCAGAUCACUAUUGUAUGGUUUGUCUGUCUGACUAAGGAAUAUAGUUAUGGCAAUAACUGGCUUCCUGGGGGGAUAUUUCUGCCUAUUUAAACACUUUGACUAAAACAUUGCCUCACUUGGCCAAUUGUGGCACAACAGGAAGAGUUUAAAGUAGUGACUGGAUAUCAAAAAUGCAGUGCAAUUAACCCAACAAUGUAAGUGUAUUCAGACAGCCAGUUUUUCAGGUGAUAAUUUUAGCAAUCAUCACAAAAUAAGAGUUUAGAUAGAAUUGUAUGAAGAACUGUAAAAUGAUAAAAGCCUCAUUUAUUGUAAGUUUUCUAAUAGCCAUUAUUUAUUGGAUUCAUUCAAAACGUUGUGCCAAGGGGAUUCGUUUGUUGUUUGCUACAAAUCACCAUGCACUGCAAAAAUAAAGUCCUAAAGGAAUUGGAAGGGGCUUAGUCACUCAAUAUGACAACCUGUAAUUUCCAAGAGAAAUGAGUUUCACUUUGUUGUUUUAGUGUUUAAAAAAGGGACAAAACUCAACACAAGGUAGCUAAAGCAACUAUGAAGGAACUGCAGGUAUUUAAAAAAAAUAUAUAUAUACAAGUUGUUACACCAACUGCAGUACUAAGUCUUUUGUAGCCCCAGUUAGGGAGAUCUACCAUUUAAUAUGUCAGAAGUUACAUUAAAGCUGUUGAAAGUAUAAAUAGCUCCCCACACAUAAUGAUGAGAUUUAGUUAAACACAGAGGGUAGUGUUACAGUAACAUUAUUUUUUACGAAACUCUGCAGGGUUUCAGGGGCUUUCCCCUCAGGAUUAUUCUGUUCUGAGCAGAUCUAAAGCAACCUAUUGGUGCUAUUGCUAUAGCUGGAAAGCAGUGGAUAUUGUGGUUCUGAGAAGCAUAUGUCAAUACAUAUCCCCAUCAUCAAAUUAGGUGUCAGAUUCUGAUUCUUGCACUGCAAUGCAAUCUAUGAUGCAAAUAUUUUCCUGUGUAUGAUUGUUGGACCUACGAGUUUGUUACUUGUUUUUCCUGGUUCUCUUGCAAAAGAGCUUAGAUGCUUUUGUGGGUAACUUAUGUAUUAAAAGAUAUUUGGGUGGGGAAAAUCGUAAUAUAAACUACUAAUUGUUGUGGAAAAAAUGUAUUUGUAUUAAACAGAUGCCUCAAA
Heteronotia binoei (common prickly gecko) is the source of this 5276-nucleotide messenger RNA. It is a transcript of the gene MARCHF1, whose product is annotated as membrane associated ring-CH-type finger 1. Gene Ontology annotation, molecular function: MHC protein binding; ubiquitin protein ligase activity; zinc ion binding. The transcript is spliced from 7 exons. Gene Ontology annotation, cellular component: late endosome membrane; early endosome membrane; cytoplasm. Gene Ontology annotation, biological process: protein polyubiquitination; antigen processing and presentation of peptide antigen via MHC class II; immune response. Bases 780 to 2399 code for a protein of 539 amino acids. The record is from RefSeq and is a predicted model, not a curated record. NCBI's taxonomy places the organism in Eukaryota, Metazoa, Chordata, Lepidosauria, Squamata, Gekkonidae.